GGGAACGUUGCCCUCUUCGGUAUCGUUCUCGGCCUCUCUUUGGACGCUCCCAAAUCUGCAUUCUCCUGUUAGGCAAGGAGACAUCUAUGGUCCAUGGAACCUCAAGGAAUUGUCAAAGCUUUCCGCAAACGAAAGAAGUUGAAAGAUGAGGUACCCACUGCGUCUUUAAAGAUUUGGAAAGAAGAAACCAGGAAUCAACAAGGGUGGUUGGAGCCAAUCACAGCUUAUGUGUUGCAAGCAGGAAUUGGCCAGGCCAGGGCUGAGAUCUUCUAUAAGCAGAUCAUCCACAAUGGAGGACACAUCUGCAGCCAGUUUUCCCCAGAUGUGACACAUGUAAUAGUAGAUGAAGACAUGGAUUUUGAUCGGGCUUUUCGGCUCCUCAAACUCAAAAAGUUACCUCAGGGAUUUCAACUAGUUAAGGCAUCAUGGCUGAGUUCUUGUAUUACAGCACAGCAGAUCUUGGACACUACUGACUAUAGACUCAUCAUUCCAGAGAAAUAUCUGGAUGAGACAGGCUUUUCAGUGGAACACUCGCCAUUAUUGAAGGAGGAUAAGAUUCACCCCAAAGCAGAGAGCACAGUUAUGGAACCAAAAGAAGAAUCAAACACUGAGAUCAGCUCUUUCUGUGAUACUGUACAGAGGACGUUAGAUAAUGAAGAAAUUGAAGAGGACAAACCUGUUGUCACUCUGGAGGAACUGAAAGCACUGAAGUCAGGCCAAGACCUGAACACUUUGUCAGAAGGCUCAUCAGUGUGCUCUCCCCCUGGCAAGUGGGUUUGUGCUCGGUCUUCUGAAAGCAAGAAAACUAAUCAUAAUCAGUGCAUUACAGAGAAGCUGGAAGUGCUGGCUAAAGCCUACUCUGUCCAAGGAGACAAGUGGAGGGGUCUAAGCUACUCUAAAGCUAUUAACGCACUCAAGAGUUAUCAUAAGCCAGUCACGUGUUAUCAGGAAGCCUGUAAGAUUCCCGGAAUAGGAAAACAGAUGGCAGAAAAGAUUGUAGAAAUCCUGGAGAGUGGGCAUCUUCGAAAACUUGACCACAUCAGUGACAGUGUCUCAGUGCUAGAAUUAUUUUCCAAUAUAUGGGGAGCAGGAGUAAAGACUAGCCAGAUGUGGUACCAGCAGGGUUUUCGCACUCUGGAUGACGUCCGCACUCGGGCCUCUCUCACCAGCCAGCAAGCUAUUGGCCUUAAGUAUUACAAGGACUUCCUGGAACGCAUGCCACGGCAAGAAGCUGCUGAAAUUGAGCAGACGGUUAGAGAAGCAGCUCUGUCUAUUAUACCUGAACUAGUUUGUAUAGCAUGUGGCUCUUUCCGGCGCGGAAAACCCACUUGUGGAGACGUGGAUGUACUGGUGACUCAUCCUGAUGGAUGCUCCCACCAAGGAGUAUUCAACAAACUGCUCGACGUUCUUCAUCAAAGUGGCUUUCUCACGGAUGACUUGGUGAAUCAGGAAGACAAUGGAAGCCAGCAGAAGUACCUCGGAGUCUGCCGUUUACCAGGCCCAGAUAGGCACCACAGGCGCCUCGACAUCAUUGUGGUGCCCUACAGAGAGUUUGCCUGUGCUUUGUUGUACUUCACGGGCUCAGCCCACUUCAAUCGCUCCAUGCGAGCCCUGGCCAGGACUAAAGGCAUGAGUCUGUCAGAGCAUGCCCUCUGCAGUGGUGUAGUGCGAGGACCAAAUGGCCUCAAAACUGGAUCUGGGAUUGUCCUGUCCACGCCUACUGAGAAGGAUGUGUUUGUACAUCUGGGGUUGCCUUACCGGGAGCCAUAUGAGAGGGACUGGUAAAGGCAAGAAAAGAAGUAGCCUCAGUUAGCUUCAGGGAGAUAUGGGAACUUGCAUGAUAUUUUCAAACAUAUACUGCAUAUCCUUUGCUUCUUUUCCUUGAGGCGUAUUUGCAAAGUGAAGGACUUGAUAAAAGAAUAGAAUAGAAUUCUUUAUUGGCCAAGUGUGAUUGGAUGCACAAGGAAUUUGUCUUGGUGUGUAUGCUCUUGAUGAGCAGUUUAUUGUUUUCCCCCACUGGCUUAAAAAUCCCAAGAUUUUUAAAGUCUCUUAUUAGUUUUGAAAGAUUUCAGUGAGAGGAAAAAACUAUGGACAAAUCAAUUCAUUCAGUUAUCAAUUCCAAGAACAAUGAUUGUAAAUCUUUAUGAUUGUAAAUCUUUUUUGCACAUUAAAAAAUCAACUAAUAUCUACUUAGGACAAAUAGGAAAUUUACAAAAUUUCACUACUUUUAAAGAGAUGAAUUGCAGGGUUGCUAUCCUUACAGUAUUUUGGAGAGUUGCCUGGAGGGCUCCGGGCUAAUUACACUCUCAACUUAAUCCACCUCAUAGGGCUAUGGUAAGAAAAAUAGGCAGGAGCUUAAUGUGCAUCGUCUUGUAGGAAGUUGGCACCCACCCCUAUGGAAUAUCCUAGGAAAUAUUAAAAAGGCAGAAUAUUUCCCCUAAAAGGAAAGUAGAAACUCAGAGAGGCAGAA
This is a messenger RNA of Pseudonaja textilis, 2470 nucleotides long. RefSeq names its product DNA polymerase lambda (gene POLL). Lineage: Eukaryota; Metazoa; Chordata; Lepidosauria; Squamata; Elapidae. Gene Ontology annotation, molecular function: DNA binding; DNA-directed DNA polymerase activity. The record is from RefSeq and is a predicted model, not a curated record. Gene Ontology annotation, biological process: double-strand break repair via nonhomologous end joining. Gene Ontology annotation, cellular component: nucleus.